UGCAUUCUGAAGUCUGUUGUGACAGAGAAAAUCUGCACACCAGCACUGAGAGGUUGGGUCGGAAGGAUGCAGGACUCUGGAACGCAACUGUCAGCACAUACAGGGUCAAGGUCUCUUCUUCAAGGUGCAGACACUGACAUAUGCUCCAGCCAAUGAGAACUUUCCCGCAGCCUGCCGGCAGAGGGCAGAAUUCGCUCCAGCUGUAGUGGGCGGAGCCUCGGCUGGGGGGGGAUGCUUGGGGGAGUGGGCGUGGCCAUGGGCGGAGCACCGUGUCGUCAGGGCGACCGCUGCUGUACUGCAGAAUCGUGGGAGACGCUAAGAGUCAAGGAGGACUGUGGACCUGUCGGGAGUCCUUCGCAGUGGCCGUCUCUGGGUACCUGGCAACAGGAGGGCAGCCCGGGUCCUCUGUCCCUUUAGCCAUGGGCAGCAAGAAGAAGGAGAUUGCCCUGCAGGUCAACAUCAGCACCCAGGAGCUUUGGGAAGAAAUGCUCAGUUCCAAAGGACUAACUGUUGUUGAUGUCUACCAAGGCUGGUGUGGGCCCUGCAAACCUGUGGUGAACCUCUUCCAGAAGAUGAGGAUCGAGUGUGGCCUGGACCUUCUACAUUUUGCAUUAGCAGAGGCAGACUGUCUUGAUGUCCUUGAAAAGUACCGAGGGAGGUGUGAGCCCACCUUUCUGUUUUACGCAGUAAGUACACUGCAGUUCCAGUAUACAGAAUGUCUGAACUCAGGCGAAUGGAGACAAAACAUUGGAUGGUCAGUCUACCCGGACAGAGGAGGACAGUUGGUGGCAGUGGUUAGAGGAGCAAAUGCCCCUCUGCUGCAGAAGACCAUCCUUGACCAACUGGAGGCUGAAAAGAAGGUGCUGGCUGAAGGCAGGGAGCGGAAAGUGAUUAAAGACGAGGCUCUUUCUGAAGAAAAGGAAUGCUUUUCUCACGAAAAACAUGAUGAUGAAGAGGAGGAUGUGGCAUCAUCAAAGACCUGUACUCUGGCCAUCAUUAAACCAGAUGCAGUGGUCCAUGGAAAGACUGAUGAGAUUAUUAUGAAGAUCCAGGAAGCUGGGUUUGACAUUCUAACACAUGAAGAGAGAACUAUGACAGAGGCAGAAAUGCGACUUUUCUACCAACACAGAGCUGGAGAGGAGGUCUUUGGAAAGCUGGUACAUCACAUGUGCAGUGGGCCAAGCCACCUCUUGAUUCUCACCAGAGCAGAGGACACCGAGGAAGUGGUCACUGCCUGGCGAGACCUCAUGGGACCCUGUGACCCCAAUGUGGCUAGGAGGGAACAGCCUGAAAGUCUUCGGGCUCAGUAUGGCACAGAAAUGCCCUUUAAUGCUGUCCAUGGAAGCCGAGACAGAGAAGAUGCCGACAGAGAACUGGCAUUGCUUUUCCCCAGUUUUAAGUUUUCAGAUGAAAACACGGAAGCCUUUCAGGGUGCCGAGGCUGAAGGUGUGCUGCUGAGGAUGUGAGCGGAGAUGCUAUACUGUUCUGAGCACAGUACCCAGGGAAGGGCACAAGGCUGUGACACGCAACGUCCAAGCACUCGUGUCUGCAUGGAAGGAACCUCACAAUAAGAACUUUUUGUGCACCAAUGCCUCCUUGGUUUAGUGGCCUUUGUGGACAAUGAAAAUAAUAGUACUCUCUUGCCUUAUUAAACAGUCUAUAGAACAUAAAACUUUUUUUUGGAUUUUACCAAAUACGCCUGAGUUACUGUACUGUACUAUGCUGAGACAUGGCAUCACCUUAGGGGAUACUGAGUCAC
This is a messenger RNA of Octodon degus (degu), 1759 nucleotides long. RefSeq names its product NME/NM23 family member 9 (gene Nme9). Lineage: Eukaryota; Metazoa; Chordata; Mammalia; Rodentia; Octodontidae. The transcript is spliced from 12 exons. The record is from RefSeq and is a predicted model, not a curated record. The coding region runs from base 420 to 1466 and encodes 348 amino acids. Gene Ontology annotation, biological process: UTP biosynthetic process; CTP biosynthetic process; GTP biosynthetic process. Gene Ontology annotation, molecular function: nucleoside diphosphate kinase activity.